Messenger RNA from Monascus purpureus, 2799 nucleotides. The record is from the annotation of a GenBank genome assembly. NCBI's taxonomy places the organism in Eukaryota, Fungi, Ascomycota, Eurotiomycetes, Eurotiales, Aspergillaceae.
AUGCCGCCCUUCGUUCCCCGGAAGCGUUUCUCCUCGGAGGACCCUCCCAGCGCCAAACGCCAGGCGCCAUCUCCCGUCAAUGCUGCCUCCAAGCCUAUUGUCGAAAUCCCCGGUUUUGGCCCCGAUUCCGACUCCGAUUCAUCACUGAGUGAUGCUCCCAGCUCAGACGAAGCCAAUGGAGGAAACAAAGGCGGACAGGAUGAUGGAGACGAGAUUGAUGACAUUGAUUGGGAAGACGCGAUGGAAACAACGACAGCAACCCCAACGGCCUUUUUGACACCUGCCAACGAACCCCAGGAUCUCGAGUUGACCCUGAACAAGAAUGAAGCGCAUAUUUCCGACCUUCUAGAUGGGAAAAAGGGCCCAACAAAGAUAGAACGUCAGAUUCGCAUCCAGACUCACUGCAUGCAUGUCCAGUGUCUGCUAUUCCACAACGCUCUGCGCAACGCCUGGGUAAAUGACACGAAAGUCCACGAUAUUCUCCGACAGAAGCUGCCGGUAGCCAUUAAAAAGGAAGUUCGGAAGUGGAGGAUAGCAUCUGGUCUGGAGGCUCCAGAGAAUCCGAAGCCCGAGGGAAAGGAUAAAAAGAAGGCGAAGAAGACCCGAAAACAGGAACGGGACUGGGCUGGGGAGUCCACUCCUCUAGAACCCGGGCAGCCUGAUAUGAGCCGUGGUGAUCCACUCAUCUCGCUACUCAAGAUAUUGGCAGCCUACUGGAAAAAGCAGUUCAAGAUCGCCGCUCCCGGGCUGCGCAAGCAUGGCUACCGUCCAAUAUCUCAGUUAGAAGCUGAAAUAUCCUCUUUCCACAAAGAUGACCAUGACCCUGAACGGCACGGUGAGCGGAUCCGCGAUCUAGGGGAAUUAUGCUCUGUGGCAGAACGCAUGGAGGGAUCCAGGGAUGUUGGGGCACAGCUAUUUACGGCACUCCUUCGCGCUUUAGGCCUGGAGGCAAGACUCGUAGGCAGCCUACAACCACUCGGAUUUGGAUGGACCAAGGCUGAAACAUACACUGCAAAACCCAACGCGGAAACGGAAGUGGAGGCUGUUGCAAGUGCACACGCAUCUGCCGAAACGGAGACUUCUGGGUCGAACUCAGAAAGCAGUGACAUUGGUGAAAUGCCUCUGCCUACUAAAAACAAAAAGACCUACGAUAGGGAUCUCCCAUUUCCUAUCUACUGGACUGAAGUUGCUUCGCCCAUUACCCAUGAGAUCAUCCCUGUGGACCCCCUAGUUCUUCCAAACGCCGUGGCCACAACUCCCGAGCUACAGGCCGCUUUCGAACCCCGAGGUGCCAAAGCAGAGAGAGCAAAACAAGUCGUAUGUUACAUUGUUGCCCACGCUCCAGAUGGCACGGCCAAGGAUGUCACCACUCGGUAUCUCCGCCGCCGCACAUGGCCCAGCAAGACGAAGGGGUAUCGGCUUCCGGUUGAGAAGAUCCCUAUCCCGGGGCGAAGGGGCAAGUUUUAUGAAUACGACUGGUUCCGAGCGACUAUGAGGGGCUACAUGCGGCCGGAAAGCAAGAGAACGACGGUGGAUGAUAUCGAAGACGUCAGGGAUCUCGUCCCCACCAAAGCAGAAAAGAAGAAAGCAGCCAAAGAAGGCGAUACUCUCCAGAGCCUACGAGCCUCGACGGAAUUUGUCCUAGAGCGUUUCCUCCGCCGUGAAGAAGCCAUCCGGCCCGGCGCGAAACACGUCCGUACCUUCACUACCGGCAAAGGCGACAAAGCAAAGGAGGAAAAGAUUUUCAAACGAAGUGACGUCUUGAAAUGCUUUUCAGCCGAAAGCUGGCAUAAGGAAGGCCGCCGUGUCAAAGCCGGCGAAGCACCGCUGAAGCUGGUCCCAAUCCGCGCCGUCACCCUCCUCCGAAAACGGGAGGUAGAUGAAAUGGAGCGGGAAACGGGUGAAAAGCCCAAACAAGGUCUCUAUGCAAAGCACCAGACGGAAUACAUCAUUCCGGAUCCGAUCAAAAAUGGUAUUAUCCCCAAGAAUGAAUACGGAAAUAUCGACUGCUUCGUGCCUCGCAUGGUGCCCCAAGGGGCUGUUCACAUUCCUUGGUCAGGUACUGUCCGCGUCUGCAAGAAGCUAGGAAUCGACUACGCGGAAGCCGUGACUGGAUUUGAGUUUGGGUCUAAAAUGGCCGUUCCCAUCAUCGAGGGUGUGGUUGUCGCGGCUGAAAAUGAGGACCUCGUCAAGGACGCCUGGCGCGCUGAUGAGGCGGAGAAGAGAAAACGGGAACAGCUUAAGGCUGAAAAACGCAUCUUGGAAACAUGGCGCAAGUUUCUCUUUGGCUUGCGCAUUGCAGAACGUGUGAGGGAGGAAUAUGGCGGCGGCGACGAUUCUAAGGAUAAGGAAAGGGAUAUGCAUAAUCCAUUUGCGAGCGCACGGAAUAACAGACAUAUCCAUGAAGAACAUGCUGAACUAGAAGAUCACGAUCACGAUUACACCGAAGAUCAGGGCGGUGGAUUCCUCUUACCCGGUGAAGAUGACGGGGACGAUGCAGGUUUGAUCGUGGAGAGACAUGAUGACGAACCUCAACCUCAACAUCAAUCUGGUACUCAGCACAACGUCAUCUCAAUCGACGACACAGAUGAUGACUCCAAAUCAGAUUCCAUUCAAGAAUUAUCUGCCCCUCCCCCAUCAUACCCAGGAGAUGGCGAGGGUAAUCCAACGGGGUCCAACCCUGCUUCUGAGCCUGAGCCCGAACCCGAAUCCGAGUCUGAGCCUGAACAUGUCCCUGCUACACGCAGACGAACGAGAAAUAGUACAAGGACGAGGUCGAAGUAUUUCUCACGCAAGUGA